CGGCUUCCCUAAAAUGGAGCCACCUCCGUGUUUGCGCUGGUUCCUGGCUCCUGGAGCUCACCUCUGCCUGCCCAGGCUGUGGCUUUCCCUGGGAAUUGCCCAUGGCACAGGGAUGAGCCAAAUGGGUCUCAGAGAAGCCGAAAUACCCCAGUUAGCCAAAACCUCUGCUAAUGGUCUGGCUGAUUUUGAACCAGUGGCAGAGAGAAAUUGCUUUGUAUCCAGUAAAAACCUGGUGAUGCUGGUGGGCGACUCUGGGGUCGGCAAGACCUGCCUGCUGGUGCGGUUCAAAGACGGCGCGUUCCUCGCCGGCAGCUUCAUCUCCACGGUGGGAAUCGACUUCAGGAACAAGGUGCUGACGGUGGAUGGGGUGAAGGUGAAGCUGCAGAUCUGGGACACGGCUGGGCAGGAGCGCUUCCGCAGCGUCACCCACGCCUACUACCGGGAUGCCCACGCUCUGCUCCUGCUCUACGAUGUCACCAACAAAGCGUCCUUUGACAACAUCCAGGCUUGGCUGACAGAGAUCCAUGAAUACGCACAGCAGGACGUGGUCCUCAUGUUACUGGGAAAUAAGGUGGAUUCAGCCCAGGACAGAGUGGUGAAAAGGGAAGAUGGAGAGAAACUUGCCAAGGAGUACGGGGUGCCCUUCAUGGAGACCAGCGCGAAAAGUGGCCUCAAUGUGGAAUUAGCGUUCACAGCCAUUGCAAAGGAGCUGAAGCACAGGUCCAUGAAGUUGCCCAACGAGCCCAAAUUCAAGCUCCACGACUACGUGAAGAAGGAAGUGCGAGGCUCGGGCUGCUGCAGGUCCUAAUGCUGUUUGUACAGAGACUCUGGCCGUGCCCUCCGUGCUCCCGUGGGCAGUGUGUGCAUGUCUGUCUGUCGUGUCUGUGUCUGCCCCCAAGGUGAGCUGUGCCGUGGGCCAUGGAAGCAGCAGCAGGAGGAGCUCUCUGGGAUGCUGCAGCCGCGUGCUGGGCGCUGCUGCCCGAGCCCCAGCACAGCCAUGGGCGCUGAGAGCACUUGGCUCUGUCCCCUGGUGUUCCCGCCUGGCUCCCGGCCGGGAGCUUGGCCGUCUGGGAAGGGGCUGGGCUGGGCUGGGCUCUCCUCCCAGGGCCAGCUGUGCCCACUCUGUGAGGCUGCUGUUACCUUAGUGAGAGUCGUGCUACGACGCAGGGGAACCAACACCUUCUCCCCACCUGAAUUCCCCUUUCUUUCCCUGCAUCCCUGGAAUUCAGCCCCCGGCCUGGGGCGUGCGGGAAGGAUGUGUUUGAAGGCAAACAUUUUUGUAGUUGCUUUCUCCUGUCUGUGCAUCCCUGUGAGGUGGGACACCCCUCCAGGGUGAGGGAUUCUCCUGUUCCCUGCAAACACAGAGCUUGGCUGUCUGUCUGGAUGAGCUCCUGCAUACCUGGCUGUGUACAGAGAUUCCUGAAUGUUUAUCCCUUCAGGAAAGGCUUUGGUUCUCCUCCUUCCGCCGUUUCUAGUACUUUAAUUGAGAAGAAAUCUAAUGUAUUGCAGCUUAUUCUAAAUACCUUCCUGUAAGUGUGAUGGCGUUUUCAGAUGCAACAACGCUUUGAUAUCUUCAAAGUUCUCUUGGGCAGCUCUUUCUUUUCGCCGCAGAGAGCUGGGGGGAAGCUGCAGGCAGUGAUUUUACAGGCUGCAGACUCCUGCCAGCUCUCUUCAAGGGCCUCCUCACCCCUUUGGUCUGUGUCAGGCUUUUGGCUGUUUUUUUGUCAAGCUGCACUUCUAAGUACAAAUCUGAAUCUGGAUGAAGUGUUUGGCCUUUGGCAGUUUUUUCCUUUGGAAACUCCCCGCGCACAUCAGCAGGUGCCUGCUGUGCUGAGCCUCCUGGGCCACUUCACAUGAAAGGAAGUAACCCAUCCAUUGCCCUCCAGCCACUGCCAGCCCCCCAGCAGCUGGCUCAGACAGCCCUGCCCCUUGUUUUGCUCGGAAUUUUGGCUCCAGCACCCCCUUCCUGAUGGGCACAAGGAGCCUCCAAGCUCCUCUGUGAGCUGCAACAACACAAGCAGCUACAGCUCCACAGGAUGAAAAAGGAUCCUGAAAUGAACCUACUGAGAACAGAGCAUUUUUUUUCCUAGUUUUUUUUUAGGGAGAGACAAGUCUCAAAAUUGUCUGAUUUAAAUUUUAAAGUAAUCUGCAGAAAACCCAUUCCUGCAGGAAUGUUUGCAUUCCUGGCAAACCCUGCUGCCAGUCCCUCAGGAGCAGGCAGGUGAGGGAUGGCUGUCAGGGCCCCCCAUGUCCCCCCUCAGCAUCCCACAGAUCCAAGGGAUGGCCAGCACUGGCACAGUGGCCAACACUCCCACUGGAGCAGCAGCAUUGGUCCGUUCCUCAGCGAGCCUCUCCCUAAAAUAACUGGAGCAACUCUCUUCACCUGAAAAGUGUCAAUACCUGCUGCAGGUGCUCUCAAGAUUUGUUAGCAGGUAGCAGAGCCCAGGGCAGGCUCUGAGAGAGGCUCAGACAAGGAAUUGUGCAGGAAUGUGUAGAACUCGCUGUUCCAGGUGCCUGGGUGAGCUUUACUUUGCUCCCACUGCUGCUGUACUGAGGUGUCCCCAAUGCUUCUUAGAAUCCCACCCUGGGCUCUGCAGCAUUCACUUGCUGCCUGAGGAAAAGAGUGGGAUUUCAGAAGAUCUAAAUGCUUCCCUUUGGAGCAUUUCCAACCCACCUGUGGGGAGCAAACUCUGCCAGAGCAGAGCCCUCACAGCCACAUUUGUGGUAUUAGACCCAAGCUUUGAGCAGACAGCCCCAUCUCUCCCAGUCACCAGUUCCCAAUGUAGGACUGGUCUCCCAGUGCCUGCACAGUGGCCUGACCCCAGAGCUCCUCCUCACGUGGCCAUUUGGGAUUUUUCCACGGGCCUUUGCUGCCAUCACGCGAUGCUGCAGGAAUUGCUCAGUGCAGCAUUAAUUGUUUGAUGCAGCGUUAAUUGCUCGGUACAUUCAGCUCUCGUUUCUGCUGGCUCUUGUUUACAGCUUUUGGUUCGUUCCUGUUAAUAAAAUUUUUUAUAAUCUCUGUGGCUACAGCGGUGUUUUGAUUGUCUAAACACAGCAGCACAGAGCGCUCAAAUAGUUCACCUGCCUUGAACCCAUCUGGAUCCACAUGGCUGAACCACCAGGGGAUGUGACCCAUUUGGGUUGGAUAUUAGGGGAAAUUUCCCCCCAAAAAAGGGCUGUCCAGCCCUGGCACAGCUGCCCAGGGCAGUGGUGGAGUCCCCAUCCCUCGAGGGGUUUAAAAGCUGUGUGGAUGUGGCGCCUGGGAACAUGGCUCAGUGGUGGCCCAGGCAGUGCUGGGGGAUCAGGUGGACUUGAUCUUAAAGGUCUUUUCUAACCUAAGUGACUCCAAGAUUCCAAUGAAAGGGAGCUGGGCUGAGCUGCAGUUUAUUUCAAUACACCCUGGUCCUGCUGGGUGCCCAAAAAUAAAGUCAGUCAGUGGUUUUACAUGUCACUCAUGGGCUUUUUGAAUAACGGAGACAAAAGCCAAACAAGUCGUUGAAAACUUUAUUAACCUGCAAGCUAAAAAAUUGGUACAGCAGCAAAGAGUUUAAUGACAAGGCUGGAUCUGAGGCUGGGGCAAGAACACUGCUGGAAUAACUUGUUAUAUUCCACACAACUAAGCAGAAUAAAGAUUUAAAUUCUCGAUC
Molecule: messenger RNA, 3647 nt
Organism: Chiroxiphia lanceolata (lance-tailed manakin)
Lineage: Eukaryota; Metazoa; Chordata; Aves; Passeriformes; Pipridae
Gene: RAB26
Product: RAB26, member RAS oncogene family
Exons: 9
Coding region: 14-808 (264 amino acids)
Cellular component (GO): endosome; Golgi apparatus
Molecular function (GO): GTP binding; GTPase activity
Source: RefSeq, a predicted model, not a curated record